AUGACAUCUCACACGAGCAAUCAUGACACUGCUGCCCCUGAUGGUGAUAACAACAACAACAACCAUCAUAUGUUGUCAUCUUCUUCCAAUGAUAAGGAUAACAUCAUUGUGACAACCGCUGAUGAUGGUGAUGAACAUAGUCAGCGUAGUGCUACCAAGAGCGUUCAUGCCAGCAAACCUGAUCUGAGCACACGCAUUAGAAAUCAUUUCAAGCACAUCUUUAGCACCAUAUUCGUAAAGCCACAAGGUAGACCACCUAACCUUUUCAAACAGCUUCUUAGCCUCAAUACCAAACAACGGCUGGCGUUCGCUGCCGCUUUUGGUGGUUGGCUUUUCGAUUCGUACGACUUUUUUUGUGUGUCUUUGUCGGCACCUUAUAUUGCCGAAGAUUUUGGUGUCGAGGUAUCGGAUGUUACAUCUGCCAUUACGACAACACUGAUGUUGCGUUCUGUGGGUGCUCUCAUUUUUGGUGUCAUGGCUGACAAGUGGGGACGUCGAUGGCCUUUGAUGAUUGACAUUUUUCUGUAUUCUGUUAUCAACAUGUGCAGCGGCUUUGCACCCAACCUUUCAACGUUCAUCGGCCUACGUGCCUUGUUCGGUAUAGCUAUGGGAGCCGAAUGGGGAAUUGGUGCAAGCUUAGCCCUCGAAUCGUUGCCAAUCGAAACAAGGGGCUUGUUUUCCGGGAUCUAUCAAGAAGGUUAUGCUGCUGGUUACCUACUUGCCACUUUGGUCAACUAUGCGGUGCAAAUCACAGGAUCUUCAUGGCGCAUUAUGUUUUGGUGUAGCAGUGCUUUUGUGCUCUUGAUCCUACCAAUUAGAUUCCUCGUCCCUGAAACCGAAUCUUUUGAAAAGACAAAAGAAGCACGCAAGAUCCUGUCACGAUCAUUCUUUAUGGAUAUUUGGUACAUGAUCAAGAAUCAUUAUCUUCGAGUGAUUUAUAUGGUCAUUUUGAUGGCAUUGUUCAAUUUCUUCUCCCACGGAUCACAAGACUUGUAUCCAUCUUUUCUGAUCAAGCAGCUCAAUUACAGCACCACAGAGCAAACGGUGACGAGCGUCAUUUACAACAUUGGCGCGAUUGUUGGUGGCACGAUUCUCGGAUGCUACUCGACCUAUUUUGGAAGAAAGUUGACCAUUGCGGUAGCGUGUGUGUUUGUUGGUGCGUUCAUCCCACUCUGGGUCUUUGGACCUAACAUCCAGUCUAUCCAAUUUGGGUCGUUUGUGUUGCAAUUCUUUGUGCAAGGAGCGUGGGGUGUGAUCCCUGCUCACUUAAUUGAGCUUGCUCCAGCAUCCUUCAGAGGCCUAAUGCCAGGCUUGGCGUAUCAGCUUGGUAAUCUUAUAAGUGCAGCCAGCAGCCAAAUCCAAGCAUCCAUUGGUGAACGAUAUCCUUUACGCAAUCCCGAUGGUAGUGUAAUGCUGCGUGAAGGGAAACCUGUGCCUGAUUAUGGGCUUGUUCAAGCUUUAUUCAUGGGAAUCGAUGCAGCGCUACUUCUUAUUUGCACGUUGCUGGGCAACGAGGAGCGCAACAAGAACUUUUUGGAUAAUUUAGCCGAGGAUGAGCAUGGCAAUGCCAUUGGAGUCAAGGAUAUCGAAGCUAUCAAGCAAGAGCAAGGCGAGAGUGUAAUGGAGAAAAACGUAGCAACAGCUGAUUGUGAGCAACAACAGCAACAAGAACAAGAAGAGCAGAAUGUUCAAAAGAAUUAA
Molecule: messenger RNA, 1701 nt
Organism: Lichtheimia ornata
Lineage: Eukaryota; Fungi; Mucoromycota; Mucoromycetes; Mucorales; Lichtheimiaceae
Exons: 15
Coding region: 1-1701 (566 amino acids)
Biological process (GO): transmembrane transport; carboxylic acid transport
Cellular component (GO): plasma membrane
Molecular function (GO): carboxylic acid transmembrane transporter activity
Source: RefSeq, a predicted model, not a curated record